Trichosurus vulpecula (common brushtail) is the source of this 660-nucleotide messenger RNA. It is a transcript of the gene CLDN20, whose product is annotated as claudin 20. The record is from RefSeq and is a predicted model, not a curated record. Gene Ontology annotation, biological process: cell adhesion; bicellular tight junction assembly. Gene Ontology annotation, molecular function: structural molecule activity. Bases 1 to 660 code for a protein of 219 amino acids. Gene Ontology annotation, cellular component: bicellular tight junction; plasma membrane. Lineage: Eukaryota; Metazoa; Chordata; Mammalia; Diprotodontia; Phalangeridae. The transcript has a single exon.
AUGGCAUCAGCAGGUCUACAGCUUCUUGCUUUUAUUCUAGCCUUAUCUGGCAUUUGCGGCAUAAUCACAGCCACACUAUUGCCAAACUGGAAGGUAAAUGCAAACGUGGGCUCGAAUAUCAUAACAGCUAUUAUUCAACUUCAAGGGCUGUGGAUGGACUGCACAUGGUACAGCACCGGGAUGUUCAGCUGCACAAUCAAACACUCAAUCCUAGCCCUCCCUGUCUAUGUGCAAACUGCACGGACCACCAUGGUACUGGCUUGCAUCCUCUCAUGUCUGGGGAUCUGCAUUUCCACAGUGGGCAUGAAAUGUACACGGUUAGGAGGGGACAGACAGACCAAAAGCCGUACUACUUUUGCUGGAGGAGUAUGUUUUAUUCUCUCGGGUAUAUCUGGUUUAAUACCCACAUCAUGGUACAUGAAAGAGAUCACUUCAAAUUUCUGGGACCCAACAAUCCCAGAGCACAAUAAACAUGAACCUGGAGGAGCUAUCUACCUUGGAUUUAUUUCAACAAUACUACUACUUGUUGCAGGUGUGAUUUUCUGCACUUCCUGUUUAAAAAGGCAUCAAGAAGCUAGGCACUACCCUCCCAAGCAGCAGGGUGUCUUCACUACUCAGCCAGAGAAUAAUGCAGGCUAUAACCUGAAGGAUUAUGUAUAA